AUGACCAUGGUUCCUUCUCAAAACGGGAAACAACAGAACAUUAAUAGGAGUGGUGAUUUUGUUAUUUACGGUAACACGACAACGAGUAGUGCUAUGAACCAGGUUAUUGAAGUUGAAGGAGGCUACAAUUGCUUAUUAGGAUCUGAUUUUGUGGUGAGGAGGCACGUCAUGGCUGAUGCUGAAGAAUCAUCCAGACACAACAACAACAACAACAACAACGAGGAAGCUGAACCCGGUGGCUGCGGUUCAACCUCAAAGGAAGAAGAAGUAGAAGGAGCAAAAAACAACAUCAACAACAAUAACUGGCUUCAAUUAAGCAUAGGUUUGACAAGCACAAAGCAAGACAGUGAUCGAACCGUUCCAACAACAACCGGUUCAGGGCUUGUGGAGUUAGAUUUGCUACCCUCACGGCGGAGCUUCGAUCAGCCGCCGGCGUUUUUUCCGGUGGUGGCUUCCGGGAGAGGAGGAGGGCCUAGUUUCGGUGGUUCUUCUUCUUUGCUUUUUGAGCAUCAAACGACGUCGUCUUCUUCCAUGUCCAUGUCUACGGCUAGUGGUCCAAUUACCUCAACCUUUGGUCAUCAGGAGAUGAUGAACUGGGCAUUUGGUCCACUACUUACUCAUUCUAUGCCUAUUAUGCCCUCUUCUUCCUCUUUCACUCCACUUCCUCCUCCUUCUUCUUCUUCUUCCUCGUCACAAUCUUGUUACUCCCCUUUGAGGCCUCCCUUAGGAUCUUACUUUCCCACACCCUUUCAUCACUUCCCUUCUUCUUCUUCUUCUUCUGGGUUUGAUCAAUAUGACGUGGCUGGGGCUGGACCAAGCUCCGAUGUCACCGUUCGAGUUGUCGAUCCUCCUCGAAGACCUCAUUCUGGAAUAUGGUUUAUGUUGCAAGCUUCUCAAAAUCAAGACGGAAGGAUGACAGUUCGGUUGCUAUUGAAGUAUCUGGUUAGCAAACUUAGACUGGAAAGCGAAUCAGAGGUAAUGCAUGCACUGUGCGUUUGUAUUUGCAAUGCAACUUUUGUGUUUGACAUCAUAAAUGUAUUUGUUUAUGUUGUGGUGGUGGAUAAAUCACUGUGUAGCCACGUGAUGAUAGAGAUAAGAUGCAGAGGGCAGCAACUUUUACCUUUCUUGACGUUGCAGCAUGUGAGGGAUAACAUUUGGAGCCCCAGAGACAGCACAAGAGCAUUGCUUUCAGAUUCCUCAACCUCGGAUCAUGUCAUGGUGCUCCAUUAUGGUAGAACCACUCCUUAA
This is a messenger RNA of Sphenostylis stenocarpa, 1248 nucleotides long. The record is from the annotation of a GenBank genome assembly. Lineage: Eukaryota; Viridiplantae; Streptophyta; Magnoliopsida; Fabales; Fabaceae.